GUCCGUGUAAUUGCCUGUCAGUGCACCACAACAUUGAAAAAUUGAAGCGUCUGCCAUUUAUCGAAGGAGCUUUAUUUAAUAAGUGAUAUGACAGGAUAUGUUAAGUUUUCCAAGAGCAAGUAGUAGAUAAGUAAUAGUUUUUCGCGGUUCUCUUGUGAUUCCGAAGCUAGACCACGAGAGUCUCAUGUUUUUAGCAUCUGAUCGUGGUGUAGCUUUCAAAUUUCCUCAGAAGCCUCUUCAACUCAACUUUCAGGCAUGAAUAAACGAGAAGGUGAAGUAUCCUCCUGUAAAAAGGCUGUCAGUGAUGCCAAUGUGAACCUGUCCUCCCCUAUCAUUGGUGCUUUUAAAGUUUUCCAGCAGGAGCUCGACACCAAGCAUGACAAAUAUGAGCGUCUUGUUAAGAUCAGUCGAGACGUCACCAUUGAGAGCAAAAGGACUAUUUUCCUUUUACACAGAGUAACCAGUGUCCCUGAUGUUGAGGCAAUUCUCACUGAAGCUGAUGCUAAACUGGACAUGGUGAGGCAGAAGAUUGGCCUCAUUGCCGACGAGCUCCGAGGAGAGGACAUCUACCAGUUCCACAGAGCCUUCACACCGGGUAUCCAGGAGUAUGUUGAAGCUGUUUCAUUCCAGCACUUCAUUCGCCAUCGGAGCCUCAUCAGCCUUGAGGAGAUCAACGCACGCCUGGUGUUCAUGAGGACAGAGGACCCUAAGGCUCCCACUGAAGCCGCCCCGGUGGGCACCCACGUCCUGACCUUCCAGGUGACCCCCUCAGAUUACCUUCUGGGCGUGGCCGACCUCACAGGGGAGUUAAUGCGUCUGUGCAUCAGCAGUGUGGGGAACGGAGACAUCGACACGCCCUUUCAGCUCAGCCAGUUCCUCCGGCAAAUCCAUGAUGGUUUCUCCUACAUUGGAAACACAGGGCCUUACGAAGUGUCCAAGAAGCUCCACACGUUAAGACAAAGUUUGGGAAAAGUGGAGGAUGCCUGCUACACCCUACGCGUCCGAGGGUCCGAGAUCCCCAAACACAUGCUGGCCGAUGUAUUCACGAGCAGAACCACCAUUAUGGACCCAGAGGAGGGAGUAGUUUAGACCCUCUGUGCUCUCAAGCCUGGUUUUGUUACUGUUCACUUUUAUUAAGGGGUCUGAAUUGACAGUAUAGAGUUCUACAUCCUUAUAGUCAAUCAGUCAAUUUGUUUCAGUAGUUAAAGGAGCACUGUGUAACUUUUCUUUUGUCUCUAUGAAAAUACUAUAGCUUUGCCUGAAAUGUUCCCAGUAUUGGAUUAGAUUAUUUUUUAUCUGUUUUACAAACAUUCAAUUUCAGGUGAUUUUUUUAAUGCAAAAUACAUAAAUAACAAAUACGUAAAUAUUAUCCAUGGAUACAAGUAGUGACGGACACCCUACCAGAAAAGUAGCAUGCGGCACCUUUUAAUAUCAGUGAAGUAGUGUAUAGAUCCCCCCAACAAUUGUGCUUUUAAAAAUAAUAUAAUGCUACCAAAUGGAUCUGGCCUUAUUUAAUCCUGGUUUAAUCCUGGUCCAGAUAUUUUUGAACAAAGAGGUAAUGUCAUUUGUGAAUUAAAUACUUUAUAAAUUUACACAGUAUCUGGAAUUGGCUUUAUAUGUGCUCAGUCUAUAUAUAUAACUACUGAAAUAAAUUAACGUGUAACUUGUUGUAAUGAUGUAGGACUGUCUGCUGAAGACCUGUACAUAUUUUUAACAGGAUUUGAAUGCUCUUUGACAUUCUUAUGAUUUGGUGAGUCUUUGUGUUGAAUCUCAAAUAAACAAGUGUUACCGUAAAGCCCCAUGUUUUUCUUUUUGAUAAAUAUCUUUGUGACUUUGGUUGUUUUGCAUGAAUAAAGGACCUGUGCCAAAUCCUCCA
Periophthalmus magnuspinnatus is the source of this 1876-nucleotide messenger RNA. RefSeq names its product translin-associated factor X (gene tsnax). Gene Ontology annotation, cellular component: nucleus; cytoplasm. The transcript has 6 exons. Lineage: Eukaryota; Metazoa; Chordata; Actinopteri; Gobiiformes; Gobiidae. Gene Ontology annotation, molecular function: sequence-specific DNA binding; RNA binding; RNA endonuclease activity. Bases 256 to 1089 code for a protein of 277 amino acids. The record is from RefSeq and is a predicted model, not a curated record.